This is a messenger RNA of Drosophila serrata, 1447 nucleotides long. RefSeq names its product putative trafficking protein particle complex subunit 13 homolog. Lineage: Eukaryota; Metazoa; Arthropoda; Insecta; Diptera; Drosophilidae. Gene Ontology annotation, cellular component: TRAPPIII protein complex. The record is from RefSeq and is a predicted model, not a curated record.
GUUUUAGUGCCAGCGCACUUUGGUCCCACUCAUGUAAACAUAAAUGUUUAUCGCAUAAAAUAUAUUUGCUAGCAAACUAUAAUUUAGCAAAGCAUUAAACUCAAGAUGGAAAUGGUAGAUCCAGAUGCUCACUUGGUGGCCCUCAAAGUUAUGCGCCUGAUGCGUCCCACUUUAGUGGGACUUGGGCCAGUGGUUACAUGCGAGCCCACGGAUUUGGUGCAGCGCUUAAGCCAUGCGCAGGAGCGACUAGAGGCCAAUGUGGGUGACGGAAUGGCCGGGGAAACCCUGGCAGCGGGUCAAGUCCUGUUGCUACCGCAAUCGUUUGGCAGCAUAUAUUUGGGCGAAACGUUUGCAAGCUACAUUUGCGUGCACAAUACCACUGCGAAUCCGGUGGAGUGUGUAACCGUUAAAGCUGACCUCCAGUCGAACAGCUCACGCAUUAAUUUGUCCAUGCAGGAGCACGCCAAGAGCCCAGUUGUAUUGGCACCUGGCGGCACCAUCGACGAUGUUAUCCGAUACGAGGUAAAGGAAAUCGGCACUCACAUUCUUGUUUGCGAAGUAAAUUAUUUGACGCCCGCUGGCUAUGCCCAGUCCCUGCGAAAGUUUUUCAAGUUUCAAGUUCUGAAGCCGCUCGAUGUGAAGACCAAGUUUUAUAAUGCCGAAAUAGACGAAAUAUACUUGGAGGCCCAGAUUCAGAACGUGACCACCAGCCCCUUCUGUUUGGAAAAAGUAGAAUUGGACAGUUCCGAAGACUAUUCUGUGACGCCCCUCAAUACACUACCCAAUGGCGAGUCUGUGUUCACGGUAAAGCACAUGCUCCAGCCCAACAACAGCUGCCAGUUUCUGUAUUGUAUCAAGCCAAAGGCCGAUAUUGCUAAGAAUAUAGACAGCUUAAGGCAGUUCAACAAUGUUGGCAAACUCGACAUCGUCUGGAGGUCGAAUCUGGGCGAAAAGGGUCGGCUACAAACCAGUCAACUGCAACGUCUACCGUUCGAAUGCAAAACUCUUCGCUUGGAGAUACUGGAUGCCAAGAAUACAGUUAAAAUCGGGACUAUAUUCACCUUUAUUUGUCGCGUAACGAACACCUCGGAACAGCCGAUGAAGUUAAACGUACGUCUAGUAGCCAAGUUUUCGCCCGAUAGCCAAUUUACCGGUUGUGCGGACUUUAUGCUGAAUCAAAUUCAAAGUGGAGAAAGUACCGAGUUCCCUCUAUCCGUUUGUCCGUCCAAGUUGGGUCUCGUAAAAGUGUCGCCAUUGAUAUUGACAAACGUAUUACAAACUGACCAGCAGUUCACCAUUGAUAAUGUUGUUGACGUUUUUGUAGUAAACUCCGAUUACAACAACGACCCCACAACGCAUCAAAACAAGCUGAUUCGGUAUGAAAGUGCUACGAGCUGUCUAAACCAAAAGCAAGUGCAAUUGCAGGUGGUUUAAAAUUGCCUGAUUA